Messenger RNA from Perognathus longimembris pacificus (Pacific pocket mouse), 927 nucleotides. It is a transcript of the gene Lysmd2, whose product is annotated as LysM domain containing 2. The transcript has 3 exons. NCBI's taxonomy places the organism in Eukaryota, Metazoa, Chordata, Mammalia, Rodentia, Heteromyidae. Bases 1 to 648 code for a protein of 215 amino acids. The record is from RefSeq and is a predicted model, not a curated record.
AUGGCGGCCCGGUCGCCCGUGUCGUCCCUGCGGGCGGGCGGCCCCCGAGCGCGGCCACCCCCGGGCCCCUCGCCACCCCCGGGCCCCGCGCCAGCGCCGCGGUCGCGCUCGGGCUCCGAGUCCGAGGACGCCGAGCUGUCGCUGAGCCUGGCCCGCACCAAGACCCGCUCGUACGGCAGCACUGCCAGCGUGCGGGCCCCGCUGGGCGCCGGCGCCCUGGGCCCGUGCCUGGAGCACCGCGUCCGCGCCGGGGACACGCUGCCGGGCCUCGCGCUCAAGUACGGGGUCACGAUGGAGCAGAUUAAAAGGGCCAAUAAACUGUUUACCAAUGAUUGUAUAUUCCUGAAGAAGACUUUGAACAUCCCGGUUAUAGCUGAGAAACCUUUGUUGUUUAAUGGACUAGACUCCACUGAUUCUCCAGAAAAUGAACGCAGAGACAGCCCUGAAGAGGAGCCUGAGGGGGCUGGGGCACAACUCCCCCCUCCCAGCCCUGACCCUCUUCCUGGUCAGCCCCAGGAAGUGUCAGCCAGAGAUUUCCUGCAGAGGCUUGACUUGCAGAUUAAGAUUUCAACCCAGGCAGCCAAGAAACUAAAAGAAGAAAGCAGAGAUGAAGAAAGUCCCUAUGCAGCCUCGCUCUACCACAGUUAGGUUAUUAGUGGGUAUAAUUCUAACCUGAAAGGUUUGGAUUGUAAAAUAUAACAGAUGAAGAUUCUGGAUUCCCAUAGCGCCCUUGUAAAACUGUAAUUCAGUAGAUCUGUAAUUUUUAAGUCUUUAUUAUGGCCUGACAGCAAAACUGUAUUCUGAGGCUCACUUUUUUUUUUUAAUUUGCCCAUCCUGGGUCUUGAACUCAGGGCCUGGCGCUGUCCCUGAUCCUCUUUGUGCUCAAGGUUAGCACUUACCACUUGAGCCACAGCACCACUUCCAGCU